Paramecium tetraurelia is the source of this 1644-nucleotide messenger RNA. RefSeq lists its product as uncharacterized. The transcript has 2 exons. The record is from RefSeq and is a predicted model, not a curated record. Lineage: Eukaryota; Ciliophora; Oligohymenophorea; Peniculida; Parameciidae.
AUGGGAUUUUGCAAAGGGAAAUCGAUUCUCCUCAAUGAUUCCUAAAAAAUAGCCAAGUACUUGUCUCUUUGUUAAUCUACCCCUGUGUCGUAUUAAGGCAUUAAAUAAUCAGUAGGAUAUUAAAGUAUUCUUAAUGCAUAAUUCAAUUUCAUUUAAUUUAAUACAUCCAUUUUCCCAUCAUUUGCUUCUUUGAUAACGAGGGAUCUUAAACAAUUAGAAGAGUAAGAGUUUAACUCAUUUCUCUAAUCAAUUAAUAACUAUUUAUAAGUAAGUCAAUUCAACAAAGAAUAUGAUUAAAAAGUUUAUGAAAGAAUUGUAUAAUUAAUUUAGCAACAUGGGAAUUAUGUACAAAAUGCAGUUAUGUAUUUUCAUAUGAAAUAUUACUUUUCAAAAGAGUAAAAUAAAGAAUUAGACAAAAUAACACUAAAUCAUUAAUCAAAACUUGCGGUUUAAAUACCAUAAACUAUAGAAGAACAAAUAUGGAAACUCUUUAUCCAAUUGAUUCAAUUAUAGAAUUCAUAAAAGGUAGAAGAUGAUAAAAAAUUAAUUGAAUCCGAGACUAAAAUUAUGAAAGAAUUUGCUCAAUACUUUGAAGCUAUUGCUGUCUAAACAUAACAGUUUUCUCUUGCUAGUAAAUUAAUCAUAUUGAUUAUUAAUGCCAAAUUGAAAAAAUAUCUUUAAAGAUGCGACGAAAAGACUAUUUAACUAAUGCUAUUAGUUUACAAACUAUGUUAGAACGAUUUAGAUUAAAAUCUAUCUAAGCUUAACUUUUACGAAUUAUAUAACUAUAUGCAAACACUUUAAGAGAAUUAGGAUGUUCUAAUCUAAAUCAGUUGGGACUAAGUUAUUAAUAACAUAUUUGAAAGGAAUUUAAAUGAAAUUACGAUAAUAGAGAUAAUAGGUCUAUUGGAAUUUCUGGUUCCACAUAAAAAAAUUGACCAACUCAGUGGGAAACCACUUAAUUCAGUAAUAAAAAUAUUAUAUCAAUAUAGAUACUUAUAUCAAAAUUUAAAUCUUAUAGAUACUAAAUAUUACUCUAAGAUUUAUUAAAUACUGUCAGUCGUAGAAACUGAUUAUUCUGAGAAGUUUCUGCAAAGGCUUACUUAAAAAAUCAAUCCAAAAUUAUGUACAGUGUCUGAUAUUUCAAAUAUUUUGACUAUUUUAACUUAAAUGAAUAAGAUUGACAAAGAAAUUUUGGAAAAAUUUUUAAUAAGUGUAAAGACGAAAUUUAAGGAUAUAAAGGCUGAAAAUUCAUUUGGUAUAUUAUUUGCCAUUAAUUCCCUCUAAUUACAGAACCCUUAAAUUUUUUAAUACAUCAAUGCAAUUAAGAUGAAGGAUGAUUAGGAAAUACCUUUAUAAUUGUAAAUUUUGCAAUAUCAUCAAUUACAUGAUCCAAAAAAUCAAAAGGUGCAAAUCAUAUAAAAGAAUCUAUUAAAAUCCCUUUAAACAGAAUAUAAUGAAUUGUAUUUAGAAAUGUUUAUUUAAAUACUUGUGAAUGCCAAUUAGCAGACUAAAAAGACGAUAGCAAUCAUCCCAGAGCUGAAACCUUAUGUGGCAAAAUAUUUAUAAAAAUUGAAUGAUUCCAAUGUGUUAGUUUAAUAAGAAAUCAUGUAGUUUGUGAUUUCCCAAUAUAACAUUAAAUGA